UACCCGUAGUUCCGUGCGAUCAACGCGGAAGCAGCUUUGAAUGGCAGCAGCGCUAACUGGUAUCAGUGUUUUUAUUCUCAAUUACGGCCAGCAUACAUAACACAAAGGCAGAUUACUGAAUGCCGACACACGUGGCCUUUUUUGUUUUUAUAUACAUAACGUUUGAUAGAAACUCCACCUGAAAUGUGAUGCCAGUGGCUUUCCAUAUUCCACAUUCUGGCUAAGCCUGCUGCUAGCUCGCGAGUCAAAUCACUAACUUGCCCGUGGUGCCGACCAGCAAGAUGAAAGUCCGCGCGUCGGUUUUCGCCUCGUUCAUAUUAAUACUCGAAGUGGUCGGCGUUGCCCUCUUCCUGCGGGGGUUCUUCCCCGUGCCCGUCAAGUCCUCGGUGUCGUCCAAGAGCCAGCUGUCGGACCUGCCGGCGGAGCCGCUGUCAGGGGGCUCGCCCAACUCCUCCCGCCUCCCGCAGCCCCUCUUCCGACGGGUGGUUGUCAUGCUGGUGGACGCCCUGCGGGAGGACUUUGUGUUCGGACCCAGCGGGCGCAUGUACAUGCCCUACACCAGGCAUGUGGUGGAGAGGAGCUCGUCGCACAGUUUCGUGGCCAAGGCGAGGCCCCCGACGGUCACCAUGCCCAGGAUCAAGGCUCUCACCACUGGCACCAUCCCAGGCUUCAUUGAUGUGGUAAUGAACCUAAAUUCUCCCGCGCUGCUGGAAGACAACCUCAUCUGGCAGGCCAAAACGGCGGGGAAGAGGAUGGUUUUCUACGGAGAUGACACCUGGGUCCGCCUCUUCCCCAAACACUUCAUGGAGUACGACGGCACAACCUCAUUCUUUGUGUCCGACUACACCGAGGUUGACAACAAUGUGACCCGUCAUUUGGACAGCACCCUCAAGAGAGACGACUGGGACAUUUUGAUCCUUCACUACCUGGGCCUGGACCACAUUGGUCACAUCAGUGGACCCCACAGCUCACUCAUCCAGCCCAAACUGCUGGAGAUGGACGACGUCCUGAAGAAGAUUCACGGCGCUCUCAUCUCCAAGGAGGCAGAGGGAUCUCUGCCCUACCUGCUGGUGCUGUGUGGGGACCACGGCAUGUCGGAGACCGGCAGCCACGGAGGCUCCUCGGAGCCAGAAGUCAACACGCCCCUGGUGCUCAUAAGUCCGGCCUUCAAAAGAAAGGUGGGAAUGGAGAAGCCCGGAGUGGUCGAGCAGGUCGACCUGACCCCAACCCUGGCCCUGGGACUGGGCCUGCCCAUAUCUCAAAACAGCGUGGGGCGCGUCAUCCCAGGUGUCCUGGAAGAAACCUCACUCCGAGACCAGCUGCGCUUUCUGCAUCUCAAUGGUCACCAGCUCAGCUGCCUGCUUAAAGACAGCAUGCCCAACUAUGAGAAAGACGCCGGCUUCGAGCAGUUCCGUGUGGCAGAAAAGGCUCAUGGGAGCUGGAUGAAGCUCUACCUGGAGGGAAACACCUCUGAGGUGCUGAGCAACAUGGGCAAAAAGGUCCUGAAGCAGUAUCUUGAUGCACUGGCUGCCAUGAGCUCAGCUCUCAGCCAACAGCUGGGCAAGUACGACAUGUACUCCAUGAUCGCAGGCAUGGUCUUUGUGUUUCAGCUCCUGUUGGUCUUAGUGCUGGCGAUGCCUGAAGCCCUCAGUGGUGCCGCAGAAGUGGACCUCCCCGUCCUCUCAGCCCUGCUCUCCCUGCCCUUCUACCUCCUGUGCCUGCUGCUCGCCUCAGUUCACGUCUUGGUGUGCACAUCUGCCGAGAGCUCCUGCUACUUCUGCAGCCUCUCCUGGGGUCUCGUGUUUGCCGCCGUUGCCUUCUCCUCUGCAAUGUUUUGUAUUCUGAUCUCCAUGGCAACACGCCGACUCCCCCUGGGGCCAAAGAUUCACGGAAAGUCUCCACUGAGGAGCGGUGGCAGUGAGUGGUCACUGUCAGAGCUGGACGUGCUGCUGCUGGCUGGCACCAUCGGACACACUCUCAGCCUGGCGGCCAGCAGCUUCGUCGAGGAAGAGCACCAAACCUGGUACUUUCUGCUCAGCACCCUCUGCCUCGCCGUCUUCCAGGACGUCUGCCGCAAAUACUUCAGGGAGCAGAGGGGCUCGGGAGACGAGGAAGAGCACGUGCUCCCUUCCAAAGACUGCCGUCCCUCCGCUCACCCCAAGGCAGAGGUUUGCUCGGAGAAGUGGCUAGCAUUGGCCACGCCGCCCUUCACUCUGGCCUGCUGCCGGCUGCUGCGCUCACUCAACCAGACGGGGGUGCAAUGGGCUCACCUUCCCGAUGUUGGACACUGGCUUAACAGCUCUGAACACAAGGUGGUACUCUCCCUGCUUGCUGCUUUCUGUUUGGCUCUGAUCUACCUCCUGGUUCAAAGACGGUGCUCGUGGGUCUCCAAGGUCGCCCUCGCUCUCGGACUACUGGGCGUCUACAGCUACCGGGCGGCUGUCGACAACGUCUCGUUUCCCUGGCAACGCUCUGGUCGCACCAUGUCCAAGGGAACGGUGGAGGCACGCUUUGUUUAUGUCUUUGUGUUGGGCAUCCUCUUCACGGGCACCAAGGACCUGCUGCGAUCCCAAAUCGUCACCGCAGACGCCAAGCUGAAGAGCAGGGGACUCUGGGAGAUCUACAGCGGCUUGGUCUUGCUGGUUACGUUGUUGUUCCGCGCUCACAACCUGCCCGUGCUCUGCUGCUCUCUGCUGAUUCAGUCGCUCAUGGCCCAGUUCAUCUGGAAGAAGCUCCACUACGACGCAGCCCAGACCACCAUCAUGCACUACUGGUUUGGUCAGGCCUUCUUUUACUUUCAGGGCAAUUCCAACAACAUCGCCACCGUGGACAUUUCAGUCGGAUUCAUUGGACUGGAAAGUUACGUGGAAGCACCUGCCGUCUUCCUAACGGCCCUCAACACUUAUGCGGGGCCCCUGCUCUGGGCGUGUCACCUGGUCUGCUACCUCAGCUCAGAGAGACACCGGAGCCCGGUUGCAGUCAGCCACGGUUGCUACUGUUUGGCCCUGCUGAGGUCUGUGCCUGCUGCAGCCUACAUUGUGCUGGUCACCGUCCUGCGCUACCACCUCUUCAUAUGGAGCGUCUUCUCGCCCAAACUGCUGUACGAGUCCAUGCACCUGCUGCUGACCGCGGGAGUCUGUCUCUUCUUCAACACGAUGGAGCAAAGCCGCAGCGUCGGUACGUCUUAGUGCAGCCGAACACGCAGCUCUUCCAUUCCAAAGGGUCGGACGCAGUCUCUCGAUUGUGUGUUUAAGAAAAUGCCCCUAAGGAACGAUGCGCACUCCAGCAUGCUUCUCCUCCCUCUGUAGUGUACUGACCUGAAGAGAUGCUUCCGUAAGAGUCCGUCCUCUGGCAAAAGUACUUUGAGAAGCACUUACGAUGUAUUUUUGAGCAACAUAUUUAAUAUUUAAUUCUUUCCAAGGUGAAAAUGUUUGCGGUUGAAUAAAGGUGGAAUGGUGUAAAUAAGCUUUUUGAAAAAAUAACUUUUUUUAUAUAUACAUAUGGUUACCUCAGGGACCGGUGUACAGUGAGCCACAGAGCUUCAUAGGCAGCAAUGCAGAGUUGAUUUUGGCUCCAUGGGUUGAAUGUCACAAUGUGUUUAUGUUUAACAGUAAGAACGUGAUGUGCACGGAGCUGAACUCUUUUGACGACAGUUGUUUUGUAGAUCACCAAACCCAAUGACACAUGGUAAGUUUUAAAGGUGUUUGUGCACAUAAAUGUGUGUAUCUGUGGAGCCUGCCAGCUCACAAACUGUGAACAAAGACCACCCUGUAGCGUUUUUUGUGAGCUUGCUAAACCCUACAGCCUGGCUCUGAACAACUGGUUCCGAUUUCUCUCCCACUGUGAUGUCACAGUUGGACUCUUUUGAGGUAACCCCACCUGCAAUCUGAGAAUCUCCACUUCUCUGGUGAAGGGGCGAGAUAUUUCCUACACAGUUUGAAAGCGGUUGACCAAUCACAACAGACUGGGCCAGCUGGCCAAUCAGAGCAGAGUGGGGUUUAUCGAGAGGCGUGGCUAAAAGCAAUCCAGGCGCUUAAGACAGAGGGUGAAAAGAGGAGCUGCAGGAAUGGGCAGUAUGAGAACACUGAUGCCUUUUAUGAACAUUAGAGCAUGUAGACCUUUUCAACUGGUAACCCAAAUUAAAAGUAUGAACCUGAAUAUUAGCAUAAUAUGUCACCUUUAAUAACCAAACUAAAAAUGGCUGACUUCAAUGAAACUGCCUCAGUUUCAGGGGCCUGGUAUUGCACAUGUCGGUACUGGGACACUUGAAUACAACAGGUCUGUUGUCAAUGUCAACGCCUGUGAUUUUCCUUGUGUGACAGGUCAACACGUGUGCUGUGAAGAAGGCCUAUUGACCAAAAGUUUAUGUUGUUGCUCUUAAAAACCAACACAAGUGUGAUGGGGAUGUCAGCUCCAAUGUCCAUUUUAAAACAUUUUUCUACGUCAUACGAUGUCGAGGCCCAUUAAGAACACCCGACACUCUUCUCUUUUUUUGACGUUCAGCCUUGUUUUAAUUUCCGUGUGUCUCAUUGAGGAUUUAGCUGUAGUCAAGUCAGGCACACAAUCCGUCUCAGGCAGCAAGUAGGACACACUUGAUGAAAUUGGCCUCCACACCUCAGUUCCUUUCCAUAAAUAUAUCUCAUGUAUAUUUUUCCCCCUUGUUAUAUUUUCUACUUAAUCCUUCUGAGGCUUUUUGAAAUUCCCGAAUACUGAGCUCAGCAUUAUAAACAGUCAUCGUUCAUCUACUUCAAGCUGAUGUGUUGAGUUCUGUUUUUAUCCGUUUUUUAUUAUUUAUUUCCUGCAUUGUUCAGUAGGAGAUAAACAUUGAAAACAAAAGAACAGAUAAAAUUAUUCUAGUUGGAUGACCUUCAGAUUCCGUUAAAGGCACACAAUUUUCCUUUUUUUUAUUAUUUGCUCUCCUUAUCCAGCCGAGUCCCACUAUAUAUGCAUUACACUUUUAAAUGUGCAAGUCAUAUAACUUCCAGAGUCUGGCACUGCACUGCAGAUUUCAACUUCUCCAACUUCUUCUCAAUCUGCUCCUUCAAUAUCACGGAGAAUACUGUAUCAAGUGAAAGUUGGGGAUCUGGCCAUCGUCCAAAGCAAUAAGCGUAUGGAGCCAGCGCAGCAAACAGUGUGCUGCCGUCCAAGUACUUAUGGAGCUCACUGUAUUAUUACAGUGUCUCACUGACAGCUCGGACGCCAUUUUGAAAUGUUUGGUCUCAUUGAGCUUUUCAAUGUCACUAACUCGCUGCUGCUGCUGCUGCUGCAUCUGCAACAUCAUCAUGUUCAUCGUGCGUGUGUUUCGUGUCAUGACGAUGUUCCCGCCUCCCACAUGCAGGACCGCAGAGCAACGACGCCCACUGUAGCUGUUCUCCUUUCGGGUUUACCGGCGUCUGUGAUGUCAGUGACCACGUCAAAGCUCCCUGCUGGUUAUCACCUUGCACUUCUCACAUCAUUACCCUUUGAGAUUUGUCCAGAAAAACAAAGUUGAACGAUACGGUACGGCGUUAAAGCCACAGCGUGAAACUUUUGACCUGCAGGCGAUCAAGGGAAUCGUAAGUUCCCACCCCAGAAAAAAACUUGUCACUCACCUUGAAGAGCUGUCGGCCCUGAAAUGGCAUCUCGCCCGAGGCUAAGAUCACUGACAUUCCCUCAAGCCGCCGUAGACGGCAAAGCCGAGGAAGGAGGGGGAAAAAACAGCAGCGCUGAUGUUCGGUGUGUUAUUGAAGAGAUUUUUUUUUUCCCCCUCCUCAAGACGAGCUCCACUCUUUAUUUUACUACCGCCGCAGUUUGUUGCUGCGAGUCACCUUGACGGGGACAGGGGACCGCAGCGCCGACUAUACCCACUGAAAAGGGGAAUAUAAAUGUCCCGAACAACAUUGGAAAGUCAGACAAACAAGAGGAUUUACAUUUGAAAGAACAGGGUCACUGACAGACAUACACUGCAUAUGGAUCGCGGCGUGUUCGCUGGUUUGCAUCAGAAGCAGGACGCGUGUAUCUUUGAGUGUGUCCGGGCCCCCAACGCCGUGUUAUUCCUUGGCAGCAUAUUGUGGUCAAGUCUGUUAGGAAAUAGGAAAUCUCACACCGACUUUCAAACAAAAGCUGAUGGAACCAGUUUAUGAAGCCGAGAAUAAUUUGCAUCAAUCGCGAAGGAUUGUUCCGUCAGUGUUCAGUAUGCCUGCUAACGACCCACACAUCCAUCACAGUGUCUCAGUAGCCAGGCGUAGUUUGACAUUUUCCAGGAAACCAGAAGAGAAUCCAGGAUGUAACUGGGCCCUUGGACAUCAUAAUAAUAUCAUAUAGUGAUAACUCUUAUAGUUUAUAAUAUCGUUACAGUGGUUAUCUUUUCUUAGGGGCAGCACUGUGAUUAGUUUUGUGGGUUUUCUUUUGAUGGAUUUUGGGUUUGUUUGUUUUCUUCGGCCUUUCAUCGAUUCCGUUCUGUUGCUUCUAAACGAAGGAAUGCUAAAGCAUCAGAGAAUAUAAAACACUGAUGAAAUGGCUGUGGGUUGAGCCAGUCGAGAGUUUUAUUUGGCCAAAAACUUUUAUCGAUCGUCACUUUGAAACUUGAAAACAGUUGAACAGGAAGUGGCGUCUGGUUCAAAGACACUGGAAUGAUUUUUUUUUCUUCUUUUUUUUUAAAUUGGUUUAUGUUUUCUAAAUCCUCCUGUGCGUCCUCAUCCUCCUGUAAAAUGUUUCUGCACCGGUGCAGGAAGAAGCCUCAGAGCUGCUUCUCACGCACCUGAUGGGACUUCACUUUCUGCGCGAAGUCAUUCCUCUGUAUCCAGAUACCCAACAGGCCGUGAAAUGGAUCAGAAUAAUUGUAGCGUUUUUUGUCAGUUUCACACUCGCAUUGUUACAUGAUCCUUCAGAUUACACUGAAUUUCCAUCAUGGAGGGCUAAAAUAACAUUUUUGAUACAUAAGAUUCUGUCUAUUAUUAACCUGCUGUAAUAACAAUUGCUCUUAUCAAUUCAUUGUUUGUUUUUUGUUGUUUUUGAUUUGUUUUUCUUUGUUCCUUAAUUUUGAAAAAAUGUCUGAUUGCAGGGAAAACAGAAACUGGUGGAAUUUGAUUCUAUUAAAUGUCUCGAAUUUGGGGAUUUGCCCGGUCGCAUUCUUGUCAUAUUUUAUAAAGUUUAUCGUGAUUAUACAAUUCA
Messenger RNA from Scophthalmus maximus (turbot), 7152 nucleotides. RefSeq names its product phosphatidylinositol glycan anchor biosynthesis class G (gene pigg). The transcript has 13 exons. Lineage: Eukaryota; Metazoa; Chordata; Actinopteri; Pleuronectiformes; Scophthalmidae. Gene Ontology annotation, cellular component: endoplasmic reticulum membrane. The coding region runs from base 282 to 3188 and encodes 968 amino acids. The record is from RefSeq and is a predicted model, not a curated record. Gene Ontology annotation, biological process: GPI anchor biosynthetic process.